Cicer arietinum (chickpea) is the source of this 1632-nucleotide messenger RNA. NCBI's taxonomy places the organism in Eukaryota, Viridiplantae, Streptophyta, Magnoliopsida, Fabales, Fabaceae. The record is from RefSeq and is a predicted model, not a curated record.
AUGGUUGAGCAUGAUAUCCGUUAUAGGGUUAACCAAGGGGAAAUCUCGCACAAACUUGAGGAGACGAAUCCUUCGAGAAAGAAUAUAGUGGUGAGAAUGAUGCAAGUUUCAUCUAGUGUUCGUGUCUUCACAUGGUUCUCUCUUCGAAAACACUUAGAGGAUAACCUCACCAAUCUCCACAAAUGCACCAACCUUCACUUUGUUAAACAAAUCCACGCUCAACUCAUCAAAUCCUCUCUUCACCAAGACCUUUACAUUGCUCCAAAACUCAUCGCUGCUUAUUCCCUCAAUUCUCACAUAACUUCUGCUGUUAAUGUCUUUAAUCAAGUUCCUGACCCCAAUGUUCAUCUUUAUAACUAUCUCAUUAGAGCACAUGUGAGGAAUAAUAAUGAUAAUGAUAAUAAUGAUGAUUUGAACACUUCUCUUGCUAUUGAAACUUUUUUAAAGAUGCAGGUUAAUGGUGUUUUGCCUGAUAAUUUUACUUACCCUUUUGUUUUGAAGGGUUGUAAUGGUCGUAAAUGGUUGAGUUUGGUGAGAAUGGUGCAUGCCCAUGUUGAAAAAUUGGGUUUUUAUGGUGAUAUUUUUGUGCCCAAUUCUUUGAUUGAUUGUUAUUGUAGGUGUGGGAGUGUUGACACCGCGAUGAGGUUUUUUUUGGGUAUGGAGGAAAGGGAUGUUGUUAGUUGGAACUCUAUGGUUGGUGGGUUGGUUAAAUGUGGUGAUUUUGAUGGUGCUUUGAAAAUGUUUGAUGAAAUGCCUGAGAGAGAUAUGGUUAGUUGGAAUACGGUUUUGGAUGGGUUUGCGAAGGCGAGGGAAAUGGAGAAGGCUUUUGAUGUGUUUGAGAGAAUGGGUGAAAGGGAUAUAAUUUCUUGGUCUACUAUGGUUUGUGGUUAUAGUAAAAAGGGUGAUAUGGAUAUGGCGAGGAUGUUGUUUGAUAGGUGUCCUAUGAAGAAUUUGGUGUUGUGGACAACAAUAAUAUCUGGGUAUGCUGAGAAGGGUCAGGUGAAGGAGGCAACAGGGUUGUAUGAUGAAAUGGAGGAGGCUGGGUUGAGGCCUAAUGAUGGGUUUUUGAUAAGUAUUUUGGCUGCGUGCGCCGAAUCGGGAAUGCUUGGUUUGGGGAAGAAAAUUCAUGAUUCAAUUCAGAAGUGUAGGUUUAGAUGCAGCACUAAGGUGUUGAAUGCUUUUAUUGAUAUGUAUGCAAAGUGUGGUUGUUUGGAUGCUGCGUUUGGUGUUUUUAGCGGAAUGAAGGUGAAGAAAGAUUUGGUGUCUUGGAAUUCAAUGAUACAUGGGUUUGGCAUACAUGGACAUGGUGAGAAAGCGAUCGAGCUUUUCACUAGGAUGGUACACGAAGGUUUUGAGCCUGAUAGGUGUACGUUCGUCAGCCUUUUAUGUGCCUGCACCCACGGGUCGUGGUUGAAUGCCAGAACCUAUGCUAACAAUACAAGCCAUAGAAAGGGUACAUUUUGCAAAGAGAAGAUGCUAGCUAAGAGAGGUGAGGCGAAGAGGAGAAAAAGACCGCCGUUCUUCACUUCAAAUUACAAAACAAUAUUUUGCCUUGAAAGGAAGCAAUCUUCUGUCUGGAAGGUUCAAGCACAUCCUAAUGAGGUUAGUUCUCAUCGAGUUUACUUUGAAUGA